AACAUCGCAAGCCGUCGCAUACUUGUCAAAUUCCGCGUGGAUAUCGGCUGCAUUGCACUGACUUCCCUCAUUCGAAUAUCGUUGGAUUACGAGCUUUGACGUGUUAAAUUUUGGAUGCCGAAGCAAACAGUUCAAGACCUUUAAGUUAGGCGUGUUUUUCGAUCCAAAGACUUGUCUCAGUAGGGGGUAGAAUACGUCACUGCCGCUCUGUUGUAGCUAUUUUCGAUCGAACUCAACUCGAUGGUUGGCUGUCCCACUCGCAGUUGAGCAAUAUGGCGACGAAAGUUGGAGGACGUCUCUUUUCCUUGAUCUUCUUCGCCUUCCUUUACCUUCUAGCUCAAGAAGCCCAAAGUCUAAGGUGCAGAUGUAGUACACAUAGCUGCCCUGGUGAUCAUCACAAUGAAACUUGCACAACUGAGGGCAAGUGCUACAAGAAGGUGGAACCUGGUGUUGAUGACAGUUAUGAGCUUAUCACAUAUGGCUGCCUACCACCAGAUGAAAAGACAAGUAUGCAGUGCAACACACCAGACCAUGUUCACAAGAAGCAACUGUCUAUGGAAUGCUGCAAAGAUGGUGACAUGUGUAACACCUUCUUAGAGCCGACUUUGCCAACAACUCCCAGUCCUACCACAGGUGAGACCGAAGAGAAAGAGCUUGAAGAUGGUGUAACAGAGCAGUACUCCAUCCUCUUCAUCAGUGCUGGAGUUUGUGUUGUGGUUUUCAUAAUCUUCCUCAGCGUUCUUUGCUAUCGGUUUAGAGUGUCGCGGGGCAGAGUUCCAUCACCUCUUGAUGUGGAGAAGUAUGGGAAUCCAUACUUGAUGCCUGGUGAAACACUGAAAGAUAUGCUGGAUCAGAGCUCUGGCAGUGGCUCAGGAUUGCCACUUUUGGUACAAAGAACAAUAGCCAAGCAAGUGACACUAAUCAGAAGUGUUGGCAAGGGAAGGUAUGGAGAAGUGUGGCAGGCCAGGUGGAGAGGUGAAGAUGUGGCUGUCAAAAUAUUCCUUUCACAUUGUGAAUCGUCUUGGCAGAGGGAAACAGAAAUCUACCAAACUGUUCUACUUCGCCAUGAAAGCAUUCUUGGAUUCAUAGCAUCAGACAUUAUUGGAAGCAAUCAGGUGACUCAGAUGUAUCUGAUCUCAGAUUACCACCCGUAUGGUUCACUUUAUGAUUUCUUAAGGGGGCACUGCCUCAACAAGAAGACUAUGCUCAAGCUGGCAUUGUCAGCCUCAGCAGGACUAACUCAUCUUCACACUGAAAUACAAGGAACUAAAGGCAAACCUCCAAUCGCUCAUCGCGAUAUUAAAAGUAAAAACAUACUUGUGAAGGAAAACCUAACCUGCUGUAUUGCAGACUUUGGACUUGCAGUUAAAUACUCUACCGACACUGAAGAAAUUGACAUCAAACCAGACACAAGAGUUGGAACAAGGAGAUAUAUGGCUCCAGAGGUGUUAGAAAAUAACUUGGAUUCUAGAAAUUUUGCAGCAUUUAAGAUGGCAGAUAUUUACUCUUUUGCUCUUGUCUUGUGGGAGAUUGCAAGAAGGUGUAUAUCUGAUGAAACUGGAAUGUGUGAAGACUACCAGGUUCCAUACUUUGACAUGUUACCUGGAGAUCCAUCUUUUGAUGAAGUAAAGAAAGUUGUGGUGACAGAAAAGAGGCGGCCUCUAGUUCCCAACAGAUGGUACAGAGAUGAGUCACUCCAAACACUGGCAAAGCUGAUGACUGAGUGUUGGGCAAGCCACCCUACUGCCCGUUUGACAGCUUUAAGAGUGCAGAAAACAUUGAACAAACUCAAGAAGUCAAUGGAUUUUAUAGAAAAACCGUAUAAACAUGAUGAUGAUAGCCCUCGCACAAGUGUGACAACAGCAUAAAGAAACAAAUACUUGUGGAUUGUUUGAAUUCACCCUCCAUCUUCUGAAAGACAAUCAUCAGAUUACUAAACCAGUACAGGUAAUCUCUACCACAAGAAAAAAGAAUCAAGUCAGAUUGGAGAAAACUCUCGGAGACUCUAAAAUGACAAACUGUCACUAGCUUCAGACAUGCUCAAAAACUAUGUAAGACUAUAAUGCCCCCCUUACAAAAGGGCAUUGGACCAAAUAAAAUGUAAUUAGCUGCAGUUGGAUAUUAUCGUAGAUUAGAGUUUGGUUUCAGUUUCAAAAUUAAAAUACACAUGUACAGAAUGCAAGGGAAUUUAAACAGAAAUACCAGUAUACAAAUGACAGGUUGGAACUUAAUCAAUUCACAUACUUUGACUUACUGGUCAUUUUACUUAAAUACAAAAUAUACAUAACUUUAUUUGUUAAAAGCAUGCCUGAUGCACUGCAUAGUAGUUGUCAAUGCGAUUCUUUGCAUGCUUCACUACAUAUGCAUAUAGACAGAAAAUACCCUCUGUGAGUUGACUAAAAGUAUGGAAACUGCUGAAAUUAAACGUGAUUUAACAAA
This is a messenger RNA of Stylophora pistillata, 2439 nucleotides long. RefSeq names its product bone morphogenetic protein receptor type-1B. Gene Ontology annotation, cellular component: signaling receptor complex; plasma membrane. Gene Ontology annotation, biological process: cell surface receptor protein serine/threonine kinase signaling pathway; protein phosphorylation; cellular response to growth factor stimulus. Gene Ontology annotation, molecular function: ATP binding; metal ion binding; transmembrane receptor protein serine/threonine kinase activity. NCBI's taxonomy places the organism in Eukaryota, Metazoa, Cnidaria, Anthozoa, Scleractinia, Pocilloporidae. The record is from RefSeq and is a predicted model, not a curated record.